Molecule: messenger RNA, 9775 nt
Organism: Pongo pygmaeus (Bornean orangutan)
Lineage: Eukaryota; Metazoa; Chordata; Mammalia; Primates; Hominidae
Gene: CPT2
Product: carnitine palmitoyltransferase 2
Exons: 20
Coding region: 7188-9164 (658 amino acids)
Biological process (GO): fatty acid beta-oxidation
Cellular component (GO): mitochondrion
Molecular function (GO): carnitine O-palmitoyltransferase activity
Source: RefSeq, a predicted model, not a curated record
CCACACUGGGCCCAGCCAGCCCUCUGGAGCCACAUGGACCAAACCUCUUUGCCUCCACCUUGAUUUCCAUGGAGGGAAGGUGGGAGAGAGUGUGGGGCUCAGAGUGUGGGCGAUGGGUGCUGCUACCCUGGCAUGCCCUGCUGCCCUCUGAAGGUCCCUCCUUCUCAGGCCUGGGUGCCAAGAGGGCGCUCCACUGGGACCUGUGCGAAUGACAAGCUUGAACUGGAUCAAAAGCAAAAGCUGGAGGAGCCACAGCUGCAGCCCUCAGAGCUCACCGUCAGACUGCCGGCCAUUCUCAACCAUUCUCCACCAAGAAGGCUGCAUUCCCUAAGCCUUUGCAGAUUUCAACCACCCCCUCCCAUGCUGCCUGCUCCCCCGCCACAUUGUGACAGAUGAAGCCACCACUGGUCAAGCGUGGGCUGCACUCAGCUGGACUGAAGCACACCUGUCUGAGGAGGGACUUGGGCCAGGGGCUGGGUUGGAGAAAUUCUAGAAAAAAAGAGCCCACAGCUGGAAGAUGCCAGAUUAUGGGAAGAGUGACUGAACUCGGCUCCAACCCCACUGGCCCCACUGCCAUCCCACUGGGCCUCCUUUCUCCAGAGCAAGACCAUCGGUAACUGAAAUCACAGAAAGCGAAAUGGCGGAUAAGCGGGGACUGCUCUGCCUCACAGGGUCAUUGGAGGGCUUAAACGGGAGAAUGCACGCAAGCACUUAGCACAGCGCCUGGAUGACAGUCAAUGUUCGAACUGAAAAGAAAAGGAACUCUGGUGGUCCUCUCAUUCCCUUGCUGUCGAUGUUAUCAUUUUCAGUGUUGAAGUGGUUGGCUAAUGCAGGACAAGAACUCGGGCAAAGGCACCACUGCCCACAGAGGUUUCUGGCCAGAAAAGUGACACCCCAAAGAUCCCGUAACACUAUGAGAUGCAAAGACUACUAAUGUUUAAGUGGAAUGAUCUCUAACCUGUAAAUUACACUCCUGUAACAAGCAAAUGAUUACAUACUGUGGAAGACUACAGAACUUGCCUACAGAUCUGGAAGCCUUACUGAAAAGACACCUUAAUGGCCUAGCAGCUCUUUUAGGCAAGGACCAAUUCAGAUGUUGAAUGAUGGAACACAAAAACCCACAGCAGACAUGGUGGCUGACGCUUGUAAUCCCAGCACUUUGCAAGGUUGAGGGAUCUUACAUAAAAAUCUGGAUUUGUGGCUUCAUUGGAAACAUCUGCAUGACCACAACUGCUGGAGCUGAGAGUCAGCUGCUUGUUCCUGAUCCCAAACCCCGUGACUCCCGGACACCUUCUGCCUCCUACCCCUUAUCUCCCUGGAUUCCCUGAGUGGCUUGCUGCUGGAGGCUGGGUGGGCUCGUGUUUUGUAGGAUUAGUUCCCUGCUGCCUCCUCAGCACCUACAACAAUGCCUGGCAUGUGGCAAGAGCACAAGAAAGAGUGAAAGCCAAUGGCAACAGGGCGACAUCGGCAGCUUUCAGGGCCCCAAUGUCUCUAAUGAUUGGCACAGGGGCGAAGACCUACUACGUGGCAUGCAGUGGGUGGGCUCCCAGCUCUUGAGCAGCUCAAGUCCAGCCUGUGCAUCCCAGGAGACCUAAGCCUGAGCUGCCGCACACAUCCCCAUCCCUGAAGACCAGAGAGCACCGUGAUGCCAGGGGUUCCUGCGCCUCCUGGAAGUGAAGAAUGUUGCUGCAGCUCCAAGCUCGUAGGGUGGUACUAGGUAUCAGGGACUUGUAGCCAUCUGGCGGUCUGCCGGUAGCCUGUAGGACUGCUUACAGACUGGGAUCAUAGGCUCCCCUGGUCCUUAGGCCUUCAGACUUGUACUGAAUGACACCACUGACUUUCCCAGGUCUCCAGCUUGCAGAUGGCAGGAAGAGGGGCUUCCCAGCCUCCACAGUCAUGCCUGCCCAAUUGCUUUAGUGAUUCCAGGUCAGAGUCUUGCAAUCAGAAGCAACUCCUACCCUCAGCCUUCAAAAUUGGCCGUCUCAAAUCUUACUAGCCAAUGGCACUCCAAGGAGAGGGAGGAGCAGUGUCCCUAUAAGCCCCUUCCAGCCUUUAUCAUCCUUUUACUUGUCCCUAAAAUAUCCUGUUCACCAAAGAUGGCAAGAGCGCCUCCUGAGAAGGAGGAGCAAGGGCGUCUCCAUGGAGCCCCGCUCUCUGAGCUCUGACUGGGGAUGGGGCAAGGAGAGAACUCUGGGUCUGACGGGGUGCCAUGUGCCAGGCAGCAGGUCCUUGUGAAGUCUCCAGAGAUGUGAGGAGUUGGUCAUAAUAGCCCAGGGAAGGAGAGGUGGACGUGGCAAAGGGGAGAGACAGGUCCCCAAAGGCUUUGCUGACAUCUUGCCAGCCUUGAUUCACCAGAGCUAUAAUGGCCUUUCCUACUAUUUCAGAAAAACCCAAAACUUUCCCCACAGAGUUCAAAAUGAGAUUGGCAAGGAGCUGAAUACCAUAUUGGUUUUCUGAGAUGAGCACAGUCAGCACGCUAGCUCCGAGUCAGAAAGGACAAGAGAGGAGGGCGAGACAAUUCUCUAAGUGAUGGGAACCUUCCCUGUCUGGGAGUUUGGCUCAGCUGUGAGCUGGGUUAAUGUGGCUGCGGAAGGGAAGCAUGGCUCAUGCCAGCCAGCAGGGACACUGUCCCAGUGCUGCGCUGAGCCCUCAUAGACUGGCUCCAUUUACCUCUCACGCAGCACCCCAUGAGCUGAAAGCAGUUCUGUGGCCAUGUUACACAUAAGGAAAUAAGAUGCAGAGCUGAUGACUUGCCCAAGAUCACACUACUGGGGAGUGGUGGAAUUAGAAUUUGAACCCAGAUUGCCGAGCCCAUAAGCCUAACCACUAAUCAAAACAGCAGCUCAACUGUAGCUGAGUCAUUAGGAAUCUCCCAGCUUAUGGCUGAGAAAGCAAGAAAAAUUAAUCUUUACCAUGCAGGGCCGGAGUCAAAGUGCACGUCAUUCAGUGCACGUUUCUUCUGAAGAAUAUUUCUUAUGGAAAUGCAUUCUGCGGGGGCACAAUGGCUCAUGCCUGUAAUCCCAGCACUUUGGGAGGCUGAGGUGGGAGGAUCACUUGAGGCCAGAAGUUUGAGACCAGCCUGGGCAAAUUAAGGAGACCUUGUCUCUACAAAAAAUUAAAAAAUUAGCCCAGCAUGGUGGCAUGUGCCUGUGGACCUAGGUACUCAGGAGGCUGAGGUGGGAGGGUCACUUGAGCCUGGGAAGUCGAGGCUGCAGUGAGCCAUGAUCGCACCACAGCACUCCAGCCUGGGUAACAGAGUGAGACCCCAUCCCCUCCCCUGACAAAAAAAGAGAUAAAUAUAUUCUAGGGAAACAUCAAUCUAUAACCAUAAUUCCUAUAGUCUCAGUAUCAUCUCUUAUUUUUUGGGGGGCUGCCUGCUCAUUGAACAGCAGAGCAUGGCAUGGGGUUUCAUCACAUCCAACAUACAACCUCCCUUCCAUCCUAACUGAUUUUCCACAGUGUUUCUCAGCACUGUCAUAGAACUACCGCUUAUGGAAUGUAUGAAUGACAUUAUUACAAGAUGUUUAAAGAGAUUUAAAAGUAUAAAACCUGAAUAAAAGCCACCACAAUCACUUGGUGUGUGCAAACAACACCCCCGUUCAGACAUCACUGACAGGACGUGUCGGGGAUUUCACCUUACCGGCUAAAGUGGCGCCACCGUGUGGCAAGAAUGUAAACGCUAUUUGCGAUGGACUUGGAUAGGCAGCUUUGAAAUUACGUGAGCCUUAGUUCUUUUUAUUUAAUUGGUAAGAGUUGCAUUAUUCCAAAGUUGUAGGCAUCAAGUCAGACUUUAUUAGUAUCACGUGUCAUAUGAUUUCUAAUUCCUAUCAUUUAAGUUGGGCCGAUAGGGACCCCUCCGUGCCGUGUGGUGAGUGCUGGGAUUUGGGCAUGUGCUGGGCAUCUGGACAUGACAGGGCCUAGAGGAGGAGGUAAAGUGUAGGGAGGUUCCCAGAGGAGGUGACCUGUGAGUCAGAUUUUGAGAGUUUUCCAAAGGAACACACAGAAGUGGACAGCAGAGAAAAGGGAGGACGAUGUUCAGGCACAGAGAGCAGAGUAGAGAAUGCCAAAACAUCGCAGAAGGACAUGAGGUAUUGGUGAAAGGUUGGGUGUUUAGCUGUUGUUUUGAUUGGUGGUUAGGCUCAUGGACUAGGGAGUAAGGCAGUCUGGGUUCACAUUCUAUUCCAUCACUUCCCAGUAGUGUGAUCUUGGGCAAGUCAUCAGCUCUGCAUCUUAUUUCCUUAUGUCUUGAGAGGGGAGUGGAGGUGGAGCUGGGGCUAGAGAGGAGAGUCAGGGCUGGGUGGAAAAUGCCAUACGUGCCAUGAGAAGGAGCCUUUCUCCUGCAGGGAUGGAGGUCACUGAAGGACAGGCAGGUCUGUGUUUAGACAGAUUACCAGUAGCAGGGUGAAUGUUGGACUAGAAGAGAGAAGAAACCACAAACAGGGGAACUAGUUAGCAGACCGUUGAAGAAGUCUCCCAUCCCUUCAUGAAUUCUACAAAUACUUACUGAAUGCCCACACUGUGCCAGCGACUGUUCUGGGCAUUAGAGAUCUAUAAGACAACAAAAUAAAGACUGCUGCCCUCUGGGAGCCUACACUCUACUAGGGGGAGACAGGCAACAAACAUAUAAAUAUUAUGAUAUAUAGUGUUUCAGAUAAUAUGAAAAGCAAUGGGAAAAAAAUAAAGCAGGGAAGGAGGAUAGAGAAUGUGGGCAGAGUUGCAAUUUUAGAUAAGAUGAUCAGCGAAGGCCCUGGUGAGAAAAGGAUUAAAAGGCCUAAAGGGAGUGAGGGAGGAAAGCAUUCCAGGUCCCAGGGAAAGCCUUCCAGGCAGAGAGAACAGUGAGGGCAGAGGCUGAGGUCAGAGCAUACCUGGUGAGAUCUUGGAAAAGCAAGGAGGCCAGUGUGGCUGGAGCAGAAUCAAGGCAGGCAAGGUGGGGGCCAGGGGCAACAUCAGAGACAUGGGGAGGGGGCAAACUGUGUAGGGUGGGGUUGGCAAAGCUUAUCUGUUAAGGGGCGGACAGUAAACAUAAUAUUUCAGACUUUGUGCACCACAUGGUCUCUCUUGCAACUGCUGAACUCUGCCCUUGUAGUGUGAAAACAGCCACAGACCAAAUGUAAAAGAAUAAACAUGGCUGUUUCAACAAAACUUUACUUACAAAAAUGGGUGAUGGGUCAGAAUGGCCUGCAAACCAUAGUUUGUCAACCCUGGUGUAGGCCAUUAGAGGCACUGAAGGUCUUAGUUUUACUUGAAUAAGAUGGAGAGCUAUCACAGGGUUUUGAGUAAAGAAGGAGCACAAUGUAACUGAUGUUGCAUUCAGAUCAUUCUGGCUGCUGUGUGAGAAUAGACUGCAUGGGAGUCCGGAGUGGAAGCAGGGAGACCAACUCUAUUAUUUAUUCUCUGAGUGACCUUGGGCAAGUCACACAGCCUCCCUGGCCUUCAGUUUCCUCUUUUGUAAAUUGGGGUAAUAGUGUAAUGAUACCUAGCUUAUGGAGCUGUUGUGAAGAGUAAAUGAAUCAAUAUAUGCAAAGCAUGUGGGAAGUGCCUGGCACACAGUAAGCACUAUAUAUGGUAGCCAUUUUUAUUAAUGCAGUCAUUUAGACAAGAUACAAUGAUGGCUUGAACCAGGCUAUGCUGGUAAAAGUAAUAAAAAGUGAUCUGAUUCUGGACAUAUUUUGAAGGUAGAGCAAACAGAAUUUUCAGAUGAUUUGUAUACAGGGUGGAGAGAAAGAGAGAAAUUAAGGAAGAUUUAAACUUUUUUGUCUGAGUAACUGAAAAAUGGAGUUGUUCUUUACCUAGAAGAGAAAAGCUGUGGGAAGAAUGAGUUUUCAGGGGAGCAUGAAGAAUUCGAUGUUAGACAGUAGGAUCUGUAAGCCUCAUUCAGAGGAGAGCUCAUUGAAAGUUAAGGAGAUGAGAAAGAACCAACAAAGAUAAUGGAAAUGAGGCAGACAGCGAGGUAGGCAGAAAACUAGAAGGACAUGGCAUCCUGGAGUUCAAGGGAGGAAGGCAUUGCAAGGAGGGAGGUGUGCAUCAAAUUUUGAUAGGUCAGGUAAGCUGAGGAUAAGAAUCACUGGGUUUAGCAACGUAGAAGACUGGAGCAGUUUUGGUGGAGUGGUGGGUACGCAAGCCUGAGGGAGCAGGUUUAACAGAGAAUGGAAACUGAGUGUUUGCACACAGCAAGUAGAAACAGCUGUUGGGGAAAACUGGCUGAAAGGGGAAGAUGGGAAAUGAGGCCAUAACUGGGGCAAGCCAUGAGGUCCAGACAGAGAUGACAAGUGAUAAUGGAGCAAUAGAUAUCAAGGGCCUUGGAAGACGGGAUGAAGACGAGUCCAAAGGCAUUUCUGAUGAAGAGGACCUGGAGACUGUCAAGGUCAGGAAUUACACAGAUAUUGUUUGCUCUGCAGACCUGAGCUGCCUCUAAAGGGUGCUGAUUACACAGCCUUCUUCAUCUCAGCCUACGUCCAGAUGGAUCACAGAAUCCUCACCACAAGGGAGCUGGCCAGCCUGGCCUGGAAGGACCAUCCAGAAACUCAACCAAGGCACCACAGACUGCCGGGGAAAGGUUCUUGCUGCUUUAAAUAACAUGUCCAGGCCGGGCACAAUGGCUCACGCCAGUAAUCCCAGCACUUUGGGAGGCCGAGGAAGGCGGAUCACCCGAGCUCAAGAGUUCAAGACCAGCCUGGCCAACAUGCAGUGAGCUUCCUGUUUUUGGAAAUGCUCAAGCCGAGAACGGAUGUUCAAGCAGAGGGGAUUCCGCUCGGAAGGGGCUUUCUGCACUGAAGUGGUGGCCAGCGGGAAACUCCAGGUUUCCAGCUCCUGCACAAAUCCUUUCUAAUAUCCAUCCACUCAGCUCCAGUUUCUGUCUUGCUCCAAAAAAGGGGAAGGAGCUGCUGCGGCGCUCGGUUUCCCGCCUCCUAGGGAAGGAAAGGGAGACCAGCAGCGCGGAGGCUGGGGCCCCCUUCCGGGCGGGGCCUAGUGGUGGGCGGGGCCUGGCGGUGGGCGGCCCCUGCCCGGAAGGAGCCAGUCCGGGGCGGAGCCGACGGCCUUACAGGGGCCGGAAGUGGCCUGCGGGCGGAGAGGUGUCCCCGGAGUCCUGACGCAGUGUCUUGGGCUCUAACGGCGGCGGCAGCCUUGUGUUUAGAUUCCAGAACUCCCCACUUGCCGCGUUCUCGCCGCCGCAGGCUCCCGGGACGAUGAUGCCCCGCCUGCUGCUGCGCGCCUGGCCUCGGGGCCCCGCGGUUGGUCCGGGAGCCCCCAGUCGGCCCCUCAGCGCCGGCUCCGGGCCCGGCCAGUACCUGCAGCGCAGCAUCGUGCCCACCAUGCACUACCAGGACAGCCUGCCCAGGCUGCCUAUUCCCAAACUUGAAGAUACCAUUAGGAGAUACCUCAGUGCACAGAAGCCUCUCUUGGAUGAUGGCCAGUUCAGGAAAACAGAACAAUUUUGCAAGAGUUUUGAAAAUGGGAUUGGAAAAGAACUGCACAAGCAGCUUGUUGCUCAGGACAAACAGAAUAAACAUACAAGCUACAUUUCGGGACCCUGGUUUGAUAUGUACCUAUCUGCUCGAGACUCCGUUGUUCUGAACUUUAAUCCAUUUAUGGCUUUCAAUCCUGACCCAAAAUCUGAGUAUAACGACCAGCUCACCCGGGCAACCAACAUGACUGUUUCUGCCAUCCGGUUUCUGAAGACACUCCGGGCUGGCCUUCUGGAGCCAGAAGUGUUCCACUUGAACCCUGCAAAAAGUGACACUGACACCUUCAAGAGACUCAUACGCUUUGUGCCUUCCUCUCUGUCCUGGUAUGGGGCCUACCUGGUCAAUGCAUAUCCCCUGGAUAUGUCCCAGUAUUUUCGGCUUUUCAACUCAACUCGUUUACCCAAACCCAGUCGGGAUGAACUCUUCACUGAUGACAAGGCCAGACACCUCCUGGUCCUAAGGAAAGGAAAUUUUUAUAUCUUUGAUGUCCUGGAUCAAGAUGGGAACAUUGUGAGCCCCUCGGAAAUCCAGGCGCAUCUGAAGUACAUUCUCUCAGACAGCAGCCCUGCCCCCGAGUUUCCUCUGACAUACCUGACCAGUGAGAACCGAGACAUCUGGGCAGAGCUCAGGCAGAAGCUGAUGAGUAGUGGCAAUGAGGAGAGCCUGAGGAAAGUGGACUCGGCAGUGUUCUGCCUCUGCCUAGAUGAAUUCCCCAUUAAAGACCUUGUCCACUUGUCCCACAAUAUGCUGCAUGGGGAUGGCACAAACCGCUGGUUUGAUAAAUCCUUUAACCUCAUUAUCGCCAAGGAUGGCUCUGCUGCCGUCCACUUUGAGCACUCUUGGGGUGAUGGUGUGGCAGUGCUCAGAUUUUUUAAUGAAGUAUUUAAAGACAGCACUCAGACCCCUGCCGUCACUCCACAGAGCCAGCCAGCUACCACUGACUCUACUGUCACUGUGCAGAAACUCAGCUUCAAGCUGACUGAUGCCUUAAAGACUGGCAUCACAGCUGCUAAGGAAAAGUUUGAUGCCACCAUGAAGACCCUCACUAUUGACUGCAUCCAGUUUCAGAGAGGAGGCAAAGAAUUCCUGAAGAAGCAAAAGCUGAGCCCUGACGCAGUUGCCCAGCUGGCAUUCCAGAUGGCCUUCCUGCGGCAGUACGGGCAGACAGUGGCCACCUACGAGUCCUGUAGCACUGCUGCAUUCAAGCACGGCCGCACUGAGACCAUCCGCCCGGCCUCCAUCUAUACAAAGAGGUGCUCUGAGGCCUUUGUCAGGGAGCCCUCCAGGCACAGUGCUGGUGAGCUUCAGCAGAUGAUGGUUGAGUGCUCCAAGUACCAUGGCCAGCUGACCAAAGAAGCAGCAAUGGGCCAGGGCUUUGACCGACACUUGUUUGCUCUGCGGCACCUGGCAGCAGCCAAAGGGAUCAUCUUGCCUGAGCUCUACCUGGACCCUGCAUAUGGGCAGAUAAACCACAAUGUCCUGUCCACGAGCACGCUGAGCAGCCCAGCAGUGAACCUUGGGGGCUUUGCCCCCGUGGUCUCUGAUGGCUUUGGUGUUGGGUAUGCUGUUCAUGACAACUGGAUAGGCUGCAAUGUCUCUUCCUACCCAGGCCGCAAUGCCCGGGAGUUUCUCCAAUGUGUGGAGAAGGCCUUAGAAGACAUGUUUGAUGCCUUAGAAGGCAAAUCCAUCAAAAGUUAACUUCUGGGCAGAUGAAAAGCUACCAUCACUUCCUCUUCAUGAAAACUGGGAGGCCGGGCAUGGUGGCUCAUGCCUGUAAUCCCAGCACUUUGGGAGGCUGAGGCGGGUGGAUCACUUGAGGUCAGGAGUUUGAGACCAACCUGGCCAACAUGGUGAAACCUCGUCUCUACUAAAAAUACAAAAAUUAGCUGGGUGUGGUGGCAUGUGCCUGUUAUCCCAGCUACUUGGGAGGUUGAAGCAGAAUUGCUUGAACCCAGGAGGUGGAGGUUGCAGUGAGCUGAGAUCGCACCACUGCACUCUGGCCUGGGCAACAGAGUGAGACUCUGUCUCAAAAAAAAAAACAAACAAAAAAAAAAACGGGCCUGUGUAGCCAGUGGGUGCUAUUCUGUGAAACUAAUCAUAAGCGGGCUGCCUAGGCAGCCAGCUACAGGCUUGAGCUUUAAACUCAUGGUUUUAAAGCUAAACAUGUAAUUUCCGUGUGGGACUAGAUCACAACUGAAGAUAACAAGAGAUUUCAGUUUUAAGGGCAUUUAAUCAGGAGGAAAGGUUUGGAAAACUAACUCAGGUGUAUUUAUUGUUUAAGCAGAAAUAAAGUUUAAUUUUUGCUUGAA